Molecule: messenger RNA, 735 nt
Organism: Salarias fasciatus (jewelled blenny)
Lineage: Eukaryota; Metazoa; Chordata; Actinopteri; Blenniiformes; Blenniidae
Gene: irag3a
Product: lymphoid-restricted membrane protein
Exons: 10
Coding region: 1-735 (244 amino acids)
Source: RefSeq, a predicted model, not a curated record
AUGAGCGCUCAGGUAAUGUUCCUCCGCUGUGUGCAGCCUGAUGGGGAGACAGACGGGAAGUACAGUCUGCCUCCGAUGCCUGACAGCGAGGACAGUGAGGAAGAGAGCAGCCGGGAGGAGCCGCCUGCCGCCAGCUGGAGCGACCUGUCCAUCAUAGAGCGGGUCGGCCUCAACAGCGUGGAGAUGUCAGAGAAGGACAUCGAGACUGCCUUCUCGCAGAUCGCCCUGGCUUUCCGAAGUGAUCAGUACACCCUGAAGCAGAGGCUGCAGGCCGAGGAGCACGCUCGAAACCUGGCCGAGGAGAACGUCCAGCUGGAGCUGACCAGAGGCAGGGAGACCCUGGAGCUGCUGAAGGGCCUGUGUCUGGACAGUAAGCGCAGUAAGAUCCUGCAGAAGCUGGAGCUGUCUCUGGACAUCCUGGGAGGGACGGUGGAACGGAUCUCAAACACAGCAGAGGUGCUCGGCGCUGUGCAUCAGGAGGCUCGGGUCAGCCGGGCCGUAGAGCUCAUGGUGGCUCACGUGGAGAGCCUGAAGAGGCGAUACGACCGCAACGCAGCCGAGCUGGAAGAAGCCAAGAAGACGCUGCAGCAGCAGAACACGAGCAGGAGCCUGGAUCACAGAAUCUCUCCAGAUCAAGAGGAGAAUGAAAUGAAAAUGAAAGCUUCUCAGAGUAACCUUCGCCGACGAGUCAGCAUUUCGCUCAUUCCCUUUCUGAGGUUAUCUCCUGGACCUUGA